AUAUAAAUGGCACCUUCACCUCGUUUCGUUGAAACAAAGGUUCUCUUUCAACUUCUACAAUUUUCUCUUUUCAACACCCCACCCCAAAAAAGGAAAGAAAAAAAAAAUUUGGUUUUCAUGUGCUUACUCAACAAGGUGGCGCAUCAAAGAGGUUCAAGUGAGUACUCCAGGUUUCCAACCGCCGGAGAUGGUGGCGGUCCUAAAGAUGAACAAGAAGAGUAUUCCCAGUUGUCUCAAAUCCAACAAAUGAGCCAUCCAAUGAUGCAACACAGGAACCAAGCUGAAAUGUUUCUGGGACAACAAGGUCAAUCAACCGAGAUGUCUGCAAUGGUGUCUGCCCUCGCCCAUGUUGUGUCGGGUCAAAGGGUAGCUGCUGAUUGGGGUCACGGUGCUUGCAUGAUAGCAGGCAACGUCUCGUCUGGUUUUGCACUCAGCAGCUCAUCGGCUGAUUCACCCUCCGGUUGUGGUUCGAGUUCUGGUGUAUGGGUUGGUCAAAAACGAGGGCGUGGAGAUGAGACUAGUGCUCAGCUGAUCGAGUCUGCACCAAGAGGGGUUCAAAGAACUUUUGCCGAUUCAUCAUCACCUGCAACAUCCGUUGGUGAAGAAAGUACGAGCGUUGUUGCAGCGACAGCAGAAACAGCAGCAGCAGCAGCAUCAAAUGAAGAAACCGGGGAGCGAAGAAGACGAUAUAGAGGCGUAAGGCAAAGGCCAUGGGGGAAAUGGGCGGCAGAAAUACGUGAUCCUCACAAAGCAGCAAGAGUUUGGCUCGGCACCUUUGAUACCGCAGAAGCCGCCGCUAGAGCAUACGAUGAAGCCGCUUUGAGAUUCAGGGGAAACAGGGCCAAAUUAAAUUUUCCCGAACUUGUCAGGGCUGUUCCUCAACCAACCCAGAAUUUUCCCGCUACCCAAACACCUGCUCCUAGUUCUCUGCCAGCCCAUUAUCAAUCAUCUCAUCCCACGCCAUUUCCGUCGUUUUACCAACCCCAAGCUCUUCCGAGCUCCACCGCAGACAUGUUGAGGGAUUACUGGCAGUACUCUCAGCUGUUGCAGAGUUCUGCUGGUGUCCAUGGGCAACAUGAUAAGAGCUUGAUGGAACAGAUGAUUCAAUCCUCUCAAUUGCCUAAUAUUCAACCCCCGUUAUUAUCUUCUUCUUUCUCACCUUUCCCUUCCUCUUCUCCUGCUUCCGGUUCUUCAUCUUCCUCCUCUGCUUAUUUUCCUCCGCUUUUCGCCGAGAAUCAACAAAUGAGCAUUUCCAGAAACCCAUCCAAUCAAACUCAGGCAAGUGGAUCAGAUUUUCCAGUGCCACCGUGGUCUCAUCCUGGUCAUUAUCCUCCAUCCACCGGUUCAUAAUAAUCCCAUUAUUUUAUAACCUAAAAAAUAUAUAUAUAUAUAUAUUUUAAAAAAAAUCUUAUCACUUUUUUAUUUUAUUGUUUUGUCGAACAUGUUUCUUUU
Hibiscus syriacus is the source of this 1452-nucleotide messenger RNA. Its product is annotated as ethylene-responsive transcription factor ABR1-like. Gene Ontology annotation, molecular function: DNA binding; DNA-binding transcription factor activity. The transcript is spliced from 2 exons. The coding region runs from base 7 to 1350 and encodes 447 amino acids. The record is from RefSeq and is a predicted model, not a curated record. Gene Ontology annotation, biological process: ethylene-activated signaling pathway; regulation of DNA-templated transcription. Lineage: Eukaryota; Viridiplantae; Streptophyta; Magnoliopsida; Malvales; Malvaceae.